Messenger RNA from Punica granatum (pomegranate), 1171 nucleotides. The record is from RefSeq and is a predicted model, not a curated record. NCBI's taxonomy places the organism in Eukaryota, Viridiplantae, Streptophyta, Magnoliopsida, Myrtales, Lythraceae.
GCUUUAUUCGGGUUUCUGCAAUCGCGAUGACCCUUCGAUUUUGAGCCUCAUGGCUCCUGAACUUGUGCUGAAUCUUGAUCUGGGGCAAGGGGAAUUUCAUGUGUUGUCGUUGAUGUGCUUCUCGUUUGGAAAUUUUAGCUGCAAGCUGGACAUGACCAUUGCCUGCAAUUUCGCAGUUUCUAAGGCUUCGAUUUUGGGUGCUGUAAAAGUGAAGAAACCAUUCAGGCUUACUUCCAACUACUUCUCUCGCAAGUAUUUUGUUAGGAAGAUUACAAUGAGCAAUUGUCAGAGGAAUGACCUAAAUGGUGUUAGUACGGAGGCUAGAGGUGCACUAAUUGUUUUAGAAGGAUUGGACCGUAGUGGGAAAACUUCGCAAUCGAGUAGACUGCUUUCGUACCUGGAGGGAUUGGGGCAUUCAGCUGAACUAUGGAGAUUUCCUGACAGAACUACAAGCGUCGGGAAAAUGAUUUCUUCAUAUCUUUCGAAUGAAUCCCAGUUGGACGAUCACACUAUACAUCUCCUCUUCAGUGCAAACCGGUGGGAGAAGAAGUCAUUAAUGGAAGAAAAGUUGAAGUCUGGGACCUCCCUUAUAGUUGACCGAUAUUCAUACUCGGGGGUUGCUUUUUCAUCUGCGAAAGGACUCGACAUUGAUUGGUGCAAGGCACCAGAGAUCGGGUUGUUGGCACCAGAUCUUGUCAUCUAUCUCAAUAUCCUGCCCGAGAAAGCUGCUGAAAGAGGAGGAUAUGGAGGUGAGAGAUAUGAGAAGCUCGAAUUCCAGAAGAAGGUUGCUGCAUAUUAUCAAAUUCUCCGUGAUGCUUCCUGGAAGGUAGUAGAUGCGCUAUUACCGAUUGAAGAGAUCGAGAAGCAGCUGCAGGUGGCUGUACUGGACUGUGUCAAGGCAUGCCAAGGGGGAAAGCCCCUCUCAUGCCUCUGGUCUUCUUAAGUGGUCGAUAUCUUUGUUGCCAACAGAAGCUUGAAAACAUCGUAUGAGAGAAUCACCAGUUCUUUUAGGUUGACAGGGAAUGUUGUCUUGUUGUUUUUAGGCAACAGAGGGAAUGUUGUCUGGAUUUGAGAAAAUCACCGAAUACAAACAGAUGUCCCUUCUUUUUCCCAGAAAAAUUGCAUUAUUUAGUCUUCAAUUCCAAUUCGGAAUGCUGCAGUAUGCUCGGCC